AUGAGGGAAAAUAUGAGUGUUGUUGACGUUGUUGAAUCGGAUUCCGAACAAAAUGACGGACAAAAUACCGUCAUACCCGUUCCUGAAAAACGAAAGAAGCGUGCGAGAUGCGUUUCGAUAAUAUUAUGUACAAUUACAGCUAUACUUCUAAUCGCUUUCUGUGUCGUCAAUCGAAAUGUGGUCGAGUACUACCGUGGUCCAACACAGAAAAAUACAACAAAUGUUUGCUACAGAAAGGAGGAAAAGUUAACCUUUUCCGGCUUGUUUACCACCGCGUUGGGUUUAUUUGGUGUCGUACUCGGCACGUUGGUCGACCGCUUGUCGCUUAUUGCCGAAGAACGCCAUCAUCUACAUCAACGCUACGGUGGAAGUCGUAAAAAGAUGAUCAAAGCUUGCUUCAGUGGAAUCUUAUGGGGUCCAGUAAUCGCUUUGCUUGGUUUGGCCGCUAUAAUUCUCGUUAUUCUUAUUUUCGUAACGGGUAAGCCGUGGCUUGAGCUAAGCUAUCUUGUGUAUAUUUUUAGCGGAAUCGGCGUGCAUGGGUCCACUUGUGAUGCACUUGCUGAGUCUUAACACACAGUCCGAGGUUCAUAUUUCUACAAUUCUUGAAGAAAAAGAGACUUAUGUCGCCAACGGACUUGCGUGGUCCUACUAUUUUAACUAUCUCGCGAAUGCUGUGCCGAAAUUCGAAGAAAAAGUCCCUAAUAACAGUUGCAAUUCAGUACAAUUAAAUGACGGACAAGUAGUACAAUUAAAUUCAAAUAAAUUGAUCUUGCUCAUAUCACACGAUUGUACAACAGAUGAUCUGGCAAAACUGGAUGAUAAGAUCAGCAAACGAGGAACAUUUUCUAACGGCAAAUAUACAUUUCCUGUUUAUUGCUUAACAUACAACAACAACCACGACUACUGCACAUACGUCAUAAAAUACGUGAAGCAACCCUUAGAAACUUUAAAGAACAUGAGUCGAUAUAAAAUCAUCAAGGCACUGGAUGAGAAACAACUUGAGUACCAAGUUAAACUUCUCUGUAGAACACUAUCCCAGAUUCUGAAAGACCCGUUCAAUAACAAAUGUAAAGAUAAGUGUAUUCUCGUAGCAAUGAAGGCAAAUUCCACAAAGAAUCUAAAUAAUGGAGAGCUAGUUAAUGUCAUAAUGCAGGAAGUCCAAGCAGAUGAAUCCACAUUCGAGCAUGUGGAUGGGUUCAUACAAGUUCCCUCCCACCAGAAACCAAAACAACCAAAGACGAUAGAAGAUGACACUAGAGAAGAUACUCCGAGGAAAAAACCCAAAACAUCCGACGACAUCGAGCUACAGCCAAUGAAGAACCCUGCAGAGAAUAUUGAAAGCCCGCACACUGAUCAGCGCAAACCCAGUAAACUUUGUGAACAAGAGAUCGGAGACGGGAAUGAUAGUGGUGCCAGUACGUCAGGAAACAGUCCAGACUUGGUGUACAUUGCAAAUGGGAGUCGACAAAGUGAACAGCAAGAUGACCAGACAAAUACACUGUAG
Paramuricea clavata is the source of this 1504-nucleotide messenger RNA. Lineage: Eukaryota; Metazoa; Cnidaria; Anthozoa; Malacalcyonacea; Plexauridae. The record is from the annotation of a GenBank genome assembly.